Messenger RNA from Aspergillus mulundensis, 837 nucleotides. Its product is annotated as putative L-cystine transporter. The record is from RefSeq and is a predicted model, not a curated record. The coding region runs from base 1 to 837 and encodes 278 amino acids. Gene Ontology annotation, cellular component: fungal-type vacuole; vacuolar membrane. Gene Ontology annotation, biological process: L-cystine transport. NCBI's taxonomy places the organism in Eukaryota, Fungi, Ascomycota, Eurotiomycetes, Eurotiales, Aspergillaceae. The transcript has 3 exons. Gene Ontology annotation, molecular function: L-cystine transmembrane transporter activity.
AUGUCCCAACUCGAAGCUUUUAUCAAGGCUCUUUCGCGCACACUCUGUUGGUCCGCUUCCUUCUAUCCCCAACCUAUUGAGAACUACCGCCGAAAGGCGACCACCGGACUGGCCAUCGACUUCCCCACGAUCAAUGUCCUCGGAUUCGUCUGCUAUGCCGUAUAUACGGGGACAUUCUUAUACUCUCCCGUGAUCCGUCGUCAGUAUGCCGCUCGGCAUCCCUUGGCUCAGGAGCCAACAGUGCGGUUCAACGACUUUGCCUUUACCCUGCAUGCCGUUAUCCUGAGCGGACUGGUCUAUUCGCAGUUUUGGCCGAAAAUAUGGGGCUUCCAGGUAUCGCGCUUCCAGAAAGUCAGUACGCCGAUUGCAGGGCUCUUCUGGGGUGCGUUUGUCGCAGUGGCCGUGGUUGUCUGCGUUGUCUUAGCCAAGAGCCCCGACGAUGGCUAUGAACCGUUGAGCUGGGCUUGGAUCGACGUAAUUUACGCUCUUUCAUACGUGAAGCUAGUGAUUACGGUUGUCAAGUACGUGCCGCAAGCGUGGGUCAACUAUAAGCGGAAAUCCACACGUGGCUGGAGCAUUGUCCAGAUCUUGCUCGAUUUCACUGGAGGUGUGCUUUCGCUAGCUCAAUUGGUCAUCGACUCCUCCUUUGAAGACGAUUGGAGCGGUAUUGCCGGGAAUCCUAUCAAGUUUCUCCUGUCGAAUGUGAGCAUUUUUUUCGAUCUGCUUUUCAUGGUGCAGCAUUACAUCCUUUACCGAGAUGCCGAAGAUAACGACAAGAGCAACGGUCCCAGCGUUUACAGCCCGCUAUUGUCGGCACAGAAUCCUCCAGAUGUUUGA